AUGCCGCACGGUCUCGGUCACCAAUUGGGGCUAGAUGUCCAUGACGUGGGCGGCUACCCUCCCGGUGUGGUGCGGAAGGACCGGGACAUCGGGCGCUGGGAGCUUGAGGGCUCAAGCAUUCCGAUGGACGAUCCCAACAUCAAGGAGAAUCUGAGAUUAGGCAGGGAGUUGAAGGAGAACAUGGUGAUCACUGUGGAGCCUGGCUUCUACUUUAUUGAUUACCUUAUUGAGGAGGCCAUGGCAGAUCCCAAGAAGGGAUGCUUCAUCAACCAGGAGAAGCUCCACCAGUUCUGGGCAGAUGUCGGCGGGGUGCGGAUAGAGGACAACGUCGUGAUCACGAGCAAUGGCUGCCGCGUUCUCACCUGCGUUCCCCGCACUGUGGAGGAGAUUGAGGCCGUGAUGGCCGGCGGAGCCUGGCAGGUCAGCGCUUCCUGCUGCCGCUCCUACAUCGCCGCUUCGAGGAUGUGA
Messenger RNA from Symbiodinium sp. CCMP2592, 468 nucleotides. NCBI's taxonomy places the organism in Eukaryota, Dinophyceae, Suessiales, Symbiodiniaceae. The record is from the annotation of a GenBank genome assembly.